AUGCAUUUCAAAAUUAUAGCCGCCCAUUUGGCCGGCCUCCUCGCGGUAGCAUCAGCCAAGGACUCUCGAACCUUUGCCGUGAACCACUUCUACGGCAAGGGUCCUCUAACUGAGGGCCGUAUGGAUCCCAUAAUCAGUCCCGGCACCGCAUCGAGCCAUGUGCACGCCAUCCAAGGUGGAAGUAACUUUAAUUUGACCAUGGAAAACAACGCACUGCUCGACUCGUCCUGUACCUCUUCCCUGGUCGAGGCGGACAAAAGCAACUACUGGACUCCGACUUUAUACUUCCAAGAUCCUUCCAAUGGAAGCUUCAUCUCGGUUCCCAUGUUCUACAUGAAUGUCUAUUACUUUUUCGAGCCAACCGAUGAUGAAAUUAAACCUUUCCCAGUCGGCCUCCGCAUGGUCAGUGGAAACAACAGUCUCCGGACUCCACCACCCGGCGGUGCUGCCAAUGUCCUAGACACGAACGCAGGAACCAUCCAACCCGUUCAGUGGACGUGCCCUCGCACUUCAUACGACCCGCCUUCCUAUCCCGCAAACUCCGACGGUCUCUACGGUGUCGGCAUCCAAGACCCGAACAACGCCGGUGCUGGUGCUGGAUUCCCAGAUAUGAACUGUGAUGGAUAUGCAUCCCCUCUGCGGGCUGAUAUUCACUUCCCUUCUUGCUACAAUCCCCAGGCUGGUGUCGAUGCCUAUGAGAGCAAUAUGUUGUUCCCGAGCAGCAAGGGCACUACUGGUGGCAAGAUGAAUUGCCCCGAGGGGUGGAUUCAUCUUCCUCAUAUAUUCUAUGAGGUUUAUUGGAAUACUCCUCUCUUUGCGGAUUUAUGGGAGCAGGGGCAAGGUUGGCAACCGUUUAUAUUGUCAAGUGGGGAUCGCACUGGGUAUUCUCUUCAUGGUGAUUUUAUCGCUGGCUGGGAUGAGGAUGUCUUGCAGAAGAUCAUCAACAAUUGCGAUGCUGGUGAUUCGGGAAUGGACAAGUGUGCUGACGCUGGCCCGAUCAACAACUCUGCUGACAGUUGUAAUAUCCCCAACCUGGUCCCCGAGAAGAUUUUUGGUGUUUUGGAGAAACUGCCCGGCAACAACCCGCCAACUGGAUGGGGUCAAGGAGAGAGUGCUUCGUCUCCGUCGCAGACAGCAAGCACCAAGUCUACAACCAGUGUGCCGCCUGUGUCUCAGACCGAGACCGAGGUAACUACCACGACAGUCUCUGCGACUGAUUCCAAAAGCACCGGCUGGUCGUAUCUUGGAUGCUAUUCUGACAACACAUCUACCCGUGCACUGACCGGUAUCCAAUUCGCUGACUUGGGUAUUGGAAAGGUGACUUCAACCGGCUGCAUGGAGUAUUGUAACAAUGCUGGAUUCAGCUUGGCAGGUACUGAAUACGCCGGUCAGUGCUUCUGUGGUAACAAGCUGGAGGGCAGUUCCAAGCUCGAAGCAGACAAGUGCGACAUGAAGUGUGAAGGUGAUGCCUCUCAAAUCUGCGGUGGCAGCUCGGCUUUGAGUGUGUUUGAGAAGGCCGGGACAGCUGCAUCGAAGAGGUCGAGUGCGCACUUCCGUCGACAUGUGCACGGAAAGCAUUCUUGA
Penicillium cinerascens is the source of this 1584-nucleotide messenger RNA. Its product is annotated as DUF1996 and WSC domain-containing protein. Bases 1 to 1584 code for a protein of 527 amino acids. The record is from RefSeq and is a predicted model, not a curated record. NCBI's taxonomy places the organism in Eukaryota, Fungi, Ascomycota, Eurotiomycetes, Eurotiales, Aspergillaceae. The transcript is spliced from 3 exons.